AUCUUUACCACCAGAUGUCGCCAGAAAAUUAAAGAAAUUACACACUAGAGCUUUAAGGGACAUGCCAGCAGGUCGCUCUGCAACUCAGCGGUUUUGACCUCGUGGUCAGGGCUGUGACAUCACAACAACAACAAAGAGAAUUUCUCUACAAUCGCUUACUGCCCCUUCAAGCUAACAUUGGCCAACCGCCGGAUAACAGGAACUACGAAGCUGGAUAUGAACCGUCUCGUUCUACCAUGGAACUUUCCUCCAGUUACCAGCAUGUUCGUGUGGAAGAGGCGGAGUCGUUAAUUACAAGCGACAUCGUCAGAACCAUAGAAUAAGUAUAAUAAUAUCAUAAGAGAAGAAACGCUGUUUGCAUAAUGUAAUAGCGACUUUAUACAAAGUGAAAUGAACUUAAUCUGAUCAAACAAAAGAACAACUCAAAAUAUUUUUCUAAAUUGAAAGUCCAAUCAGAAAUAUAAUGUAAAAAAAAAAUCACAGGAAGAAUAUUUGAUUUUUGUGUCUGAGUCGUUCAAAAAGUGGGCGGGGUCACUGUUGAGCUCCAUAUCUGCUGCGCUUUUAUUAUUUCUCAAGUUACUUUUUAAAAACUCUUUGGUCCAUGUCAGGGUCUUGUAAAUGGAUGAUGCUGUUUUUUCCAGUCAUCUGAUUGGUCAGUAGUUGGUGACUGGCUUUGAUCCCUCAUGUCGAACUUCACCUGCUCCGGAGCAGGUUAACGCCGCUCAGAGUUACUGCGUCAAUUUAACAAGAGAAGCAUCUUCGUAGGACGUUGAACCUGAACGCAGCUUCCAGAUGAUCCACUCAUCCGUCCAGCUCAUGAUGAAGUGGUGGCCAGGAGAGGAGUGUCUUUUCCCGGAGGCAGCUCGUGUGCAGGACGGAGCGAACACUGGGACACUGAAUCAACCGGAUCACUGCGCCUCUCAAGUUCCAGCUCAUCAUCAUCGUCAUCAUCACCGUCUCCCGGGCUCCGUUUCCCUUGGCUCCCUGGAUGAUGCGGCUGCUCGACCCUUCGGAUCAGACUUGUUGUGUCACGUGACGCGACCAGCUGCUCGGCUAUCUGCAGAGACACAUGACGUCACGCUCCGGGUUCGAUCCAAGAUCUUUGAAGGUCCUUUGCCCAAAAAGGACAGAAAAGCUCCUCCGGGCAAUCGGAUGAAAGGAAAUUCACCCAAAAAUAGAGUUGAAAUGAGCCAGAGCUGCAGGUCUGCUGCCAUAGAAGGAGCGCUUCAUCUGUCCACGGGUUCAAACUGAUGGGAGGCUCCUGUCCGUUUACUGUAAACCUGCCCUGCCAUCCCAUAAUAACAGCGAUCCUCUCGACCGAGAUCCUGUGGAGCUUCACUGACUGGACGGGGUCAGAAGACCUCCAGGGGGCGCCGCCAUUUCUCCAGCUCAGAGCGUUUAUGGAUCUGUGUCGGCAGGGAGACGGAGGCCACGCCCACGACGACGGGCAAAGUGGCCACCGAUUUACGUCGGACACAUCCCACAUGAUGCAGGAGGACGAGGAGCCGCUGGAGGAGAAGGUGGGCGGGGCCACGCCGGUGCAGAUCGUGGUGGCCAACGAGGAGGAGCACUCGUUCUCGCUGCAGGAGGCGGCGCUGGAGAGGCUGCUGCUGCAGGACGAGGUGCAGGACCUCAACGUGGUCGUCGUCUCGGUGGCCGGAGCGUUCCGCAAGGGCAAGUCCUUCCUGCUGGACUUCAUGCUGCGCUACAUGUACAAACAGACCGACUCGUGGAUCGGCGGAGAGGAAGAGCCCUUGACGGGCUUCAGCUGGCGCGGCGGCUGCGAGAGGGAGACCACUGGCAUCCUGGCCUGGAGCGAGGUGUUCGUGGUGGAGAAGCCCAACGGCUGCAAGGUCGCAGUUCUUCUACUCGACACGCAGGGGGCGUUCGACAGCCAGUCCACCAUCAAGGACUGUGCUACGCUGUUCGCUCUGAGCACCAUGACCAGCUCUGUCCAGGUUUACAACUUGUCGCAGAACGUCCAGGAAGACGACCUCCAGCACCUCCAGCUCUUCACCGAGUACGGGCGACUGGCCUUGGAGGAAGUCUACGAGAAACCUUUCCAGACUCUGAUGUUCCUGAUCCGAGACUGGAGCUACCCGUACGAGCAUCCCUACGGUCUGGACGGAGGAAGCAGCUUCCUGGAGAAACGGCUGCAGGUGAAGCAGAACCAACACGAGGAGCUGCAGAACGUCAGGAAACACAUCCACUCCUGCUUCUCCAACAUCGGCUGCUUCCUGCUGCCGCAUCCCGGACUCCGGGUCGCCACCAACCCUCAGUUCGACGGCCGGCUCCGCGAUAUCGACGAAGACUUCCAGCGGGAGCUGGAGAACCUUGUCCCGACACUGCUGUCGCCAGAGAACCUGGUGGAGAAGGAGAUCGGAGGAGUGAAGAUCACCUGCAGAGACCUGCUGCACUACUUCAAGGCGUACAUGAAGAUCUACCAGGGGGAGGAGCUUCCUCACCCCAAGUCGAUGCUGCAGGCAACAGCUGAAGCCAAUAACCUCGCAGCUGUAGCAGGAGCCAAAGACGUGUACAACAAGAGCAUGGAGCAGGUGUGCGGCGGAGACAAACCCUACAUGUCACCGGCGGAGCUGGAGCGCCGCCACGUGGACCUGCGUCAGGCGUCGGUGCGACACUUCCGCGCCAUCAAGAAAAUGGGCGGCGAGGACUUCUGCCGGCGUUACCAGGAGCAGCUGGAGGCGGAGCUCGACGAGGCCUACGCCAACUUCGGCAAGCACAACGACGGCAAGAACAUCUUCUUCGCUGCACGCACGCCCGCCACGCUGUUCGCCGUCAUGUUCGCCAUGUACGUGGCGUCGAUGGUCACGGGCUUCGUGGGCGUCAAUUCAGUGGCCACGCUGUGCAACCUGGUGAUGGGCGUGGCCCUGACGGCGCUCUGCGUCUGGGCCUACGUCAAGUACUCGGGAGAGUUCCGCGAGGUCGGUGGCGCCAUCGACCAGGUGGCGGAGACGCUGUGGGAGCAGAGGACGCCACGGAAGGUUCUCUACAAACUCUUCGAGGUGGCCCGGAGUCGAGUCCCGUUGGGAAGCCUGAUCCCGGUGCCGCGGCCCCGACUCGCCUCAAACAACAACGUCAAGAAGAAAAACUAGCGACGCGUCACAUCAUGUUUUUAUUCUUUUCUCUUUGCUGUUUUUUUUCUUUUCUUCUUUCGAAACGUCGUUAGGUCAGUUUGAGGCGUGUAAAUCAGCUGUAGGUUCAAGGACUCGCUGUAGAAUCUGACAAAACAGUUUUGAUGUAUUUUAUUAUUUUUGCGGGGGCCGGGGUUUAAGGUAUUUAUUGGUGGGAGGGGCCGUUGUUCUAUCACUUUGAGUGUCAUCACAGCAGGUGUGUGUGUGUGUUCACCUGUCGACUCUAAUGAUUCCCGUGUUAUGUGAAUGUACGAAGGAAGAGCAACCGCUGACCCCUCCUCCUUCCGGUCGCCGGGCGGAGUCACUACCGCUGACCCCUCCUCCCUCCGGUCGCCGGGCGGAGUCACUACCGCUGACCCCUCCUCCUUCCGGUCGCCGCCGGGCGGAGUCACCACCGCUGACCCCUCCUCCCUCCGGUCGCCGGGCGGAGUCACUACUGCUGACCCCUCCUCCCUCCGGUCGCCGGGCGGAGUCACUACUGCUGACCCCUCCUCCCUCCGGUCGCCGGGCGGAGUCACUACUGCUGACCCCUCCUCCCUCCGGUCGCCGGGCGGAGUCACUACUGCUGACCCCUCCUCCUUCCGGUCGCCGGGCGGAGUCACUACCGCUGACCCCUCCGGUCGCCGGGCGGAGUCACUACCGCUGACCCCUCCUCCCUCCGGUCGCCGGGCGGAGUCACUACCGCUGACCCCUCCUCCCACCGGUCGCCGGGCGGAGUCACUACCGCUGACCCCUCCUCCCUCCGGUCGCCGGGCGAGGUCACGACCAAAAGUUUACAGCUUUACCUACGUCAGAGCGAGCGGGACGACGAACUGCAGCCGACCCACUGUUUCCCUGACACCCCCCCCCCCCCCCCCCGUGAAGAAACUCAAGUUUCCAUCUGCUGCCGCAGGUCAAAGGUCAGUCGAACAGUUUAUCGUAGAGUUUUAAUGAAACGUUAGUUCAAAUAAUUGAUUCACCUCCAAUUUUAACUUAUUUAUUACACCAAAAACCUGGAGACGUUUCAAGCGACAUUCCUCAGUCCAGCACCCGGAUCAUAUUUAAUAUAUUAUCAUUGGAGACGGUUCAGUUAAAUCAUGAGCUUGACAUUUAAAAAAAAGAAACUAUAUUCACCUGGGCAGCGACGAGGCGCAGACCUCGGCUUUUGUCUUCAAAUCAAUUCCUGUAAUCUGGAUUUUUAAUAAACCGAGACAUAAAACGUUGACGCAUAUUUGUCUCGUACAAACGAGAUUUUGGCGCUGAAGUUUUAAAAAUGCACUUUUUGCAACGUUUCCGGCGACGACGCUCCGGAGUUUUUUGUCGAGCUUGUGGAAACGCCGCUGGUCCCGUUUCAGAGUGGAAACUCCGGAGCGUGUUCGAGUCCGGACGGACGUUCUCGUCCUGAUUGGUUCUCGAUCGGUCACCACGUCGCUGACACUUCGUGCUGACGGAGAUUUAUUUCUGGUCGGUUCAGUGGGCGGAGCCUGAUUUUCUGACUCUGGGAACAUCGAAGAAGCUCAAAUUCCUUGAAAGCCGCUUCAGACCGACUGAAGUCCUGAUCGUCAUGACGACGCAACAUUGGACCAUUUUUUUGUUGAGAUUUUCAGCUUUGAGAUGAUCAUGAAUUUCUUUUUAGUAUUUACCUUCUUCAUUAUUAUUCUUUUUGUUUUGGUUGGUGUUUGGUUUUCCGUUAGCAGAAAGUUUCGUUUUUUUUCCGAAACAUGAGGCUGAUGAUGAUGAUGAUUAUUGAUCUGCCGGGACAGUGAAAUAUUCCAAUGGAUCAUAAUGUGGAAGGAGUUCUUCUGUUAGUGAGAUGGUUGUUGUUGUUGAAACGUUUCCGUGUUCGAGCUCCUGGAGUUCAGUUUCAGACCAAAAGCUUUUAAAUCGUUUUCCUUCUUUUCUCCUGUAGAUAAUAUUUAACUGUUGUUCCCUCUCGUCAUUCCUCCUCUUCCUCCUCUUCCUCCUCAGUAAAACACUAAAAUCCCGUCGAUGCUCCGAACUCUUUGUCAACUGGUCGUCAGAGGUUUUUUUCCGUUUUGAAGCCAAACUCUUUGCAUCGUACGACUGAAGGUCGACCUCUUGUCUGUGGGGGUCGGAGGUCGUCACGUCAUGUUUUUCGCUGAGUCAUGUUUUCAUUUCGUCGCCAUCUUCAUCAUUCCAUCCAACUUCACCACCGUGUGCUUUUCUGUUUUUGUACAGUUCAGUUUUUUACAGCCUCCUCAUCCACACACACACGUACACACACACACUCUGAGCAUGUGUAUGAAAUAUAUAUACAUAUAUAAAUAUAACUUUUCUAGACCUUUUUGUAGCUGGAGGAACGACGGGCUCAGCUCACUGGAUGUAAAGGAAUGCUUUCGUGAUUUUGUGGAUAUGUCUAAUAAACUUUUUUUUUCUUUUGUUUUUAUAAAUAUAUUUGUAAAUUGAAUCCUACGUGAGCACCGAGACUCCGCCUCCUGCUGGAGAAGAAUGCUUUUAAUCUGGAUUUCUUUUUUCUUUUCUUGUCUUCAGUUGCAUUUUAAAAUUAUUUUCGUUAAUUUAUUUUUCAGUACAAUAUUAAACCAAACUCCUACAACACA
This is a messenger RNA of Scophthalmus maximus (turbot), 5710 nucleotides long. Its product is annotated as atlastin-2. The transcript has 15 exons. Gene Ontology annotation, molecular function: GTP binding; GTPase activity. Gene Ontology annotation, biological process: protein homooligomerization; endoplasmic reticulum organization. Bases 1251 to 3113 code for a protein of 620 amino acids. The record is from RefSeq and is a predicted model, not a curated record. Lineage: Eukaryota; Metazoa; Chordata; Actinopteri; Pleuronectiformes; Scophthalmidae.